AUGGCGGCGGCGGCGAGCCGCCAGGGUCCAUGGGGAGGUUUGCUGUGCGGCCUGGCGCUGGUCCUGAUCUGCGUCAUGGCGUUCUCGAUCCGCCUCUUCUCGGUGAUCAAGUAUGAGAGCGUCAUUCACGAGUUCGACCCCUACUUCAACUACCGCGUCACCCAGUUUCUCUCAAAGGAGGGGUUCUAUAACUUUUGGAACUGGUUUGAUGACCGCACGUGGUACCCUCUGGGGCGAGUUAUCGGUGGGACAGUGUACCCGGGUCUCACUCUCACGGCUGGCACCAUGUGGUGGCUCGCCAACGCUCUCAACUUCCCCUUCUCAGUGGAGACAGUGUGUGUGUUCACGGCGCCAGUGUUCUCAGCGCAUGCGGCAUGGGCCACCUUCCUCUUGGCCAAGGAGGUAAUGAGCACGAGUUUUCUCAGCGCAUGCGACGUGGGCCACCUUCCUGCUCGCCAAGGAGGUCUGGGGCACGGGGGUGGGGCUGACUGCUGCUGCUCUUAUCGCCAUGCGCAUGCGGCGUGGGCCACCUUCCUGCUGGCCAAGGAGGUCCGGGGCACGGGGGCUGGCCUCACUGCUGCCGCGCUCAUUGCCAUGGUCCCGUCGUACAUUUCUCGAUCCGUGACUGGCAGCUACGACAAUGAGGGGGUGGCUAUCUUUGCUCUUGUCUUCACCGCUCUGCGCUCCUUUGCACCAUUCCUCACCUGCUCGUUGCAGGUCCCAUCGUACAUCUCUCGCUCCGUGGCUGGCAGCUACGACAAUGAGGGGGUUGCCAUCUUUGCCCUCGUCUUCACCUUCUACCUCUACAUCAAGACCCUCAACACGGGAUCACUGUUUUAUGCCACAGCCAACGCAGCGGCCUAUUUCUACAUGGUCAUGUCGUGGGGCGGCUACACCUUCAUCAUCAACCUCAUCCCCAUCCACGUGCUGCUCUGCAUCGUCACUGGCCGCUUCUCCUCGCGGCUCUACAUCGCAUUUGCCCCUCUGAUAAUUCUCGGCACGUUGCUGGCAGCGCUGGUGCCAGUGGUGGGCUUUAACGCUGUCAUGACGUCUGAGCACUUCGGAGGGUUCCUGGUGUUUGUGGUGCUGCACAUCGCUGCACUCAGCUACUACAUCAAGGCACUGCUGCCCGCUAAGGCGUUCCGCAUUGCUCUUACUCUCAUCGUCUCAGUCGGCACAGUGGCGGCAGUGGCGCUGCUCUCUGCUCUCGUCGCCAUGGUGCUCGCCAGCCCCACGCUGGGCUGGACUGGUCGCUCCCUCAGCCUUCUCGACCCGUGA
Molecule: messenger RNA, 1278 nt
Organism: Closterium sp. Naga37s-1
Lineage: Eukaryota; Viridiplantae; Streptophyta; Zygnematophyceae; Desmidiales; Closteriaceae
Source: the annotation of a GenBank genome assembly